Microplitis mediator is the source of this 3722-nucleotide messenger RNA. It is a transcript of the gene DNAlig3, whose product is annotated as DNA ligase 3. The record is from RefSeq and is a predicted model, not a curated record. The coding region runs from base 139 to 3108 and encodes 989 amino acids. Gene Ontology annotation, molecular function: ATP binding; DNA binding; DNA ligase (ATP) activity. Gene Ontology annotation, biological process: lagging strand elongation; DNA biosynthetic process; DNA recombination. The transcript has 18 exons. Lineage: Eukaryota; Metazoa; Arthropoda; Insecta; Hymenoptera; Braconidae. Gene Ontology annotation, cellular component: DNA ligase III-XRCC1 complex.
AAUUUUCAUAACACUGUGCAACGUGAUUUUAAAUUUCCAAGUAAAAAAAUAAGUAAAAAAAAUUUUUCGUGUAAUUUUAUUUUAUCAGAAAAAUCUAGAGUGUUUGCAAGUGAAAUUUCUACAAAUAAAUAAAAUAAAAUGGAGGACGAUACGGAAACCGAAAAACCUUUUGCGGUUGAAAAAGCGAAAACAGGACGAGCCAAGUGCAAGAAAUGCAAGUGCCCGAUCGACAAAGACACUGUCAGAAUUGCUAAGCUGAUGUCAAACCCUUUUGGGGAGGGAAAAAUGAAGGCCUGGCAUCAUGUCAAUUGUCUUUUUGAGGUUUUCGCGAAGCAACGGGCUGCUACUAAGAGGAUUGACGAUCCCGAGGAGGACAUCGAUGGCUGGGAUCGGCUUGAAGACGACGAAAGGAAAAUAAUUAUUGACCAAUUGCAAGAAUUUGAUAAUAACACGCCAUUUAAGAAGAAACGGUCAUCUAGUCCUGCCAAAAAUGAACCACCGCGAAAAGUUAAAAAACAAUCGACUCCCCCACAGCAGCAUUCGAAAAAAACUACUGAAGAUCCUGAAAAAAAUUCCGAUGAUUCUGACAGCAAAAAAAAAGUUAAAACAGAAAACCGCGAUGAUGCAUUCCGCGAGUUUCGGCGUGUGUGCGCAAAUAUCGCAAAUGCAAGUGCUUACACUGAAAAAACGGGUAUCAUCAAAAAAAUGUUGACCGGCGGCACGAGUGGCGAUGAUUUCAAAGGUGACGUCGUACUGUGGUGCAAAAUGCUUCUGCCGAUGGCUAAUAAAAAAAUCUACAAUCUUCAAAGCAAACAGUUGAUAAAACUCUUCGCGAGAAUUUUUCGUCAAGACGAACAAGACAUGCUGGAAGAUUUGGAAAAGGGGGACGUUGCGGAGACGAUACAUGACUUUUUUGAAAAAACUGAUGACUUUAAAGCUCACGCUAAAAGCCGUAUCAGUUUGCAAGAGGUCGACGAGUUUCUGGGCAACCUCUCGCAACUCACCAAAGAAGAUGAGCAAAUAUCCCACUUUAGAUCCAUCAUACCAAAAUGCACUUCCAACGACCUGAAAAUGAUAAUACGACUUAUCAAACGCGACUUGCGAAUCAACUGUGGGCCUAAACACGUUUUGGAAGCUAUUGAUCCGGAAGCUUACAAAGCAUAUCAAGUUUCCAAUGACUUGGAAGCUGUCGUAAAACGAUUUACGGACAAAACAUCAAAAAAAAAUAUGAAAGGGAGCCCAGUAAAAAGCAAAGUUUCAUUGUCAUUGAUGACACCUGUUUUACCAAUGCUAGCAGAAGCUUGUACGUCUGUAGAAAUGGCGAUGAAAAAAUGCCCGAACGGGAUGCUGUCCGAAAUAAAGUACGACGGAGAAAGAGUUCAAGUCCACAAACAGGGAAGUGAAUUCCGUUAUUUCAGCAGAUCACUAAAACCAGUUUUACCUCACAAGGUCAAUCACUUCAAAGAGUACAUACCCAAGGCCUUUCCGGACGGCGAUGACUUAAUUUUGGACUGCGAAAUACUGAUGAUCGACACAAAAACCGGCCAGCCGUUGCCUUUCGGGACACUGGGAGUUCAUAAGAAAGCUGAAUUUAAAGAUGCAAAUGUCUGCAUAUUUAUCUUCGACUGCAUUUAUUACAACGGCGAUGUGCUGAUGAAUAAGACAAUGAAGGAGAGACGGAAAAUUUUGACGAUGAGAAUGACAACGAUACCUAAUCGAGUUAUGCUGUCAGAAGUUCAACAAGUUCAUGAUCCUAAAGAUUUGGCGGAAAUGAUCGCGAAGGUUCUGAAAAUGGGAUUAGAGGGGCUGGUUCUCAAGGAUAUUAAUAGCUUGUACGAGCCCGGGAAACGGCAUUGGCUGAAGAUAAAAAAGGAUUAUCUGUUUGGUGGAGCGAUGGCCGAUAGCGCAGAUCUCGUCGUUCUUGGUGCCUGGUACGGGACAGGGAAUAAGGGUGGAAUGAUGUCCGUCUUUCUCAUGGGUUGCUACGACGAGGAUCGCGAUAUGUGGGUGACAGUAACCAAAGUCCACACGGGACAUGACGAUGAUACUUUGGCCAAACUGCAGGACCAGUUGGACAUGAUUAAAAUAUCAAAGGAUCAAAAUUUGGUCCCUUGUUGGUUACUUGCCAACAAGCCGAUGAUUCCUGACUUUGUAGCUAAAGACCCAAAAAAACAGCCGGUCUGGGAAAUAACUGGCGCUGAGUUUACGAAUCAAGGAGUUCAUACUGCUGACGGUAUCAGCAUCAGAUUUCCACGAGUUACCAGAAUUCGCGAUGACAAAGAUUGGAAAACUGCGACGUCAUUGAAAGAACUGAAGAGACUUUUUGAAAAAAGCGCGGACUCGAUUGACUUUUCUCUGCUGCUGGGCAAACCUUCGACCAGCGGAAGCGGGGAUGGCGAUGGAGAUGAGGAGGAAGAAGAGAGAGAAGAAGGAGCGAGUGAUAAUAAGAAAAUUGAUGAAGAUAAUGCUGCAAUAAAAGAAGACGACUCGACAAAUAACAAUGAUGAUGAUAACGAUAAUGAUGAUGAAGAAAAAAACUGCAGGGAUAUAAAAUUGAAAGCAAGUGCCAAAGACCAAAAACAAGCCAAUAAAAGUAAGAGGCAACGGGCGGUUACUAAGGAGAAAAAAGAAAAUAAUUAUAAAGAAUCUGAUAAUGAUACGAGUGAAUGCAGCUCAACUGGAAGCUCUUCAAAGACCCGGAUGAAAGACUCUGGACAUAAAAAAAAAUCGCCUGAGGAGACUACGGAACAAUUGUCCGACCAGCGUCACUCUCCAAAAUCUAAUGGAAUUCUAAAAGAUACUUAUGUUGUUCUAAGCAGCGAUCUAAGCAUCGAACGACAGCAAGUUUUAUCACGAAACUUGAUCACUCUAGGUGCAACAGUUAGAAAGGAAAGUGCUUUCGAUGCUGAACGAGUAACUCACAUUAUUCACGGGAAAAACGAAAUAUCCGAAGAAGAAUUACGUAGGUUCAAAACAGCAUCUGCACGUCACGUCAACGAAUCCUGGGUAGAGUCAACCGUCAGAACAUCACAGAGACAAGGGGAAAUAAAACACGCUGUUAAUCUGCGCGGAAACUAUUGUCAGUGUAAAUGCCCGCAUCGUAAAUAAGAUUUCAUUUAAAAGUUUUCUACUAAAUUUUUUUUCAUAAAUUAGUUAUUAAUUAACUAAUAUAUGAUAAGUAACUUUAUACAUUAAUAAAACUGGCCAUCAAUUAUUUAACUUUUAUCUACGCGUGACUUUACCAACUUUGUAUUAUCGCUAUUGAUUUUUUAUACUUAUAUAUAUAUUUUUAUGAAUUAUUUAUUGUAAUUGGAAUUAUUAUUGCAAAAUCAUGUUCUACAAUUAGUAUCAUAUAGUAGAUAUAUUUAUAUAUAUGGAUCUAUAAAAGAAAAUUGCUGUUUAAUCUAAUAAAAAUAUGUGUCAAUGUACUCUGUGUUUUUUUUUAUCAAGAUGACAACGAAAAAAAAGCUGCCGGUACCCGUAGACUCGCGAUAAUUCAAUCAUUUUUUCUGAUACAGCAGAUAAUAGAUCGCACGGUAUUUUUUUUUAAUUAAAAAAAGUUACGCAAAAAAUUAGCGAGUGAAUUAUUUCGGAUAUGAAUGGAAGCUGUGUUACUUAAUCCUAAUUUCCAGACUCGUCUCUCGAUCUUGUAACAUUUAUAUCUGUUUUAUUUUAAAAUUAACGUUACAUAAUUACAGACUUAAAAUAUUUAGUUACACAAU